UCGGCUCAGGGAAGGAUGUUGAUUUAAUUGCGGAUUUGGUUCUUCGGUUGGCUUUCUGACUCAUGCCGAAGUCGAAGCCGGUCAAGCCGAAACUGAAGCCAGCGGGCAGAGUUCACGGUCAGGGAGUGAUUCUCCAACGAAUCAUUGACCUCCUCUCUGAUGCCGAGUGUGCGGGCCUCGUAUGUGAAAAGGUGAAGCUUCUCCUUCAUCCAACCGAGCGCGGUUUGGAGCCCAUCCCUCCAAUGCUGCCCCUCCCUCCAGGGCUGCCCAUUCCUCCAGGGCUCGUAUCCCCUGCGCCCUCCAAGCAAACCUUGGAGUUGAAUGCGCUGCUGAGCAGCGGCUGGGAUCUCCAGAGAGCACAGGCUUCCUUUCAGGAGGCUCCAGCGGCCGCUCCAGCAGAGUCUUUUGGCUGGGUGGUGACUUUGAAGCCCAUCCCGGAGGGCGUGGAGUGGGAGUUCAGGAAGUUGAUCAGGGAGAUCUUUGGCCUUGAGGAGCUUCAGAGGGUAUCAGCAGAAGAGGUCCAUGUGCCAGUCAAUUGCCGGAAGACGGCCUUCGGCCUGCGCGCACUCAACGGGAUUGUCCAAUUGGGCAGUGGAGAGCUGCAGGUGACUGUUCAUGAAGUUUCAUCCCUCCAAAGCACGGAGGGCAACGACCCGGAGCAGCACAGUGAACUACAUUCGGAAGAUGAAACGGACGACAGGGCCGAAGUCUUGAUGAGGCAGCUCCUCUUAGAAGAUGCCGAGCCUGGGAGAGCGAGCAAAUCGGCCGCAAAGGGCACAUCGGAGCGGCCAGCCGAAGAUCCUGAUGGCAAGGCAAAGAGGGUGAUGCAUCAAUUGCUGGCAGAAUCUUGUACGCCGAGUGUGGCAGAUGCCCGGCAGUGAGCAGACGAUGAUUUACACAUUACCAUUUAUUACCUUUAAAACCAUCUUUUACCCAAAUAAUUGUUAUAUUGACGCACAUGCAUCACACAAAUGUAUGCAUACACAUAGACAUGACUGAGAUGGGCACCUGUGCCGUGGUCGACCUGUGCCGUUGUUCCCCAAGGGCGUCACGAAGAUGGAGCGGCGCCGUGCCAGCUAUCGCCCCAAGAUCCGACGCGCGCUUCGCUGCGAGUCCGCGCGGUGAAGACCAACAGGGUGGCUGAAAAGGGGUCAAUGUUGCUAACAUGUAGUUAUAACACAUAUAUACG
Molecule: messenger RNA, 1189 nt
Organism: Durusdinium trenchii
Lineage: Eukaryota; Dinophyceae; Suessiales; Symbiodiniaceae
Source: the annotation of a GenBank genome assembly